AUGAUUUGUGUAUCUAAAUCCAAGAGCCAAGGUUCUCUUGCCACCCAGGAACCUACUACCACCCACGGUUCAACGACUCAAGGUCCUCCACCCACCCAACGGCCUCCAGUCACCCAAGCUCCUUCAACAACCACCACCCAAAGUCCUCCUCUGUUCCAGAACUUCAGUGGCUACCAUAUUGGUGUUGGGCGAGCCGACUGCACGGGACAAGUGGCAGACAUCCCCUUGAUGGGCUACGCCAAGUCCGGCCAGACGGCCGGAGGGAUCCUCACCCGGCUCUACAGCAGGGCUUUUGUCCUGGCUGAGCCGGACGCCUCAAAGCGAGUGGUCUUUGUCAGCAUCGACAUCGGCAUGGUGUCCCAGCGGGUCAGGCUCGAGGUACUGAAGAGACUGCAGAGCAAAUAUGGCAGCCUGUAUACCCAGGAGAACGUGGUUCUGAGUGGCACUCACACGCACUCGGGGCCCGCGGGCUACUUCCAGUACACCAUCUUUGUGCUUUCCAGUGGGGGAUUCAGCAAGAGGACCUUUGAGUUCAUCGUGGAUGGCAUCGUGAAGAGCAUUGACAUGGCACAUAAAAAUAUGAAGCCGGGCAAGGUCUUUGUCAAUAAGGGAAACGUGGAAGGGGCCCAGAUCAACCGGAGUCCUUAUUCUUACCUGCAGAAUCCGCUCUCUGAGCGAGACAGGUAUUCUGCCAACACAGAUAAGGAAAUGCUGGUCCUGAAGAUGGUGGAUCUGAAUGGAGAAGACUUAGGAAUGAUCAGCUGGUUUGCAAUACAUCCAGUGAGCAUGAACAACACAAACCAUCUGGUCAAUAGUGACAACGUUGGCUAUGCUGCUUACAUGUUUGAGCAAGAGAAGAACAAGGGACAGCUGCCUGGGCAGGGGUCUUUCCUAGCUGCUUUUGCCUCAUCAAAUCUUGGGGAUGUGUCACCCAAUAUCCUUGGACCUCACUGCAUCAACACUGGGGAGUCAUGCGACAACUUCAACAGCUCUUGUCCAAUUGGUGGGUCCAACAUGUGCAUGGCUGCGGGUCCUGGCAAGGAUAUGUUCGACAGCACUCGGAUCAUUGGUGACAUCAUUUAUCAGAAAGCCAAGGAACUGUACGCCGCAGCCUCCCAGGAGAUCCUAGGUCCUGUGUCUGCCGCUCACCAGUGGGUCAACAUGACGGACGUCACGGUGCAGCUCAAUUCCACACACACAGCAAAAACCUGUAAACCCGCCCUCGGCCACAGCUUCGCAGCUGGUACCAUCGAUGGUGUUGGAGGCCUCAAUUUUACACAAGGUGCAACUGAAGGAGACCCUUUUUGGGACAGCAUUCGUGACCAGAUUUUGGGAGAGCCGUCCAAUGAGACCAAGGAUUGUCACCAUCCGAAGCCCAUCCUCCUCAGCACAGGGGAGAUGUCGAAACCUCACCCCUGGCACCCUGAGAUCGUUGACGUCCAGAUCAUUACUCUUGGAUCCUUGGCCAUAGCUGCUAUUCCUGGAGAGCUCACGACAAUGUCUGGAAGGCGACUUCGGGAGUCUAUUCAAAAGGAAUUCGAGACUAAUGGGAAGCAGAACAUGAGCGUGGUGACGGCGGGGCUCUGCAAUGUUUAUACACAUUAUAUCGCAACCUAUGAAGAGUACCAGGUUCAGCGCUAUGAAGCAGCAUCCACAAUUUAUGGUCCCCAUACUCUCUCCGCCUAUAUCCAACUCUUCAGAGGUCUUGCCAAGGCCAUUGCCACGGACACGGUGGCAAAUUUAAGCCAAGGACCAGAGCCACCCUUCUUUAGCCAGCUGAUGCUGCCCUUGACGCCGAAUCAAUCUGAUAAACCCCCUGGGAACAUGAAGUUUGGGGACGUGCUGCAGCCAGCCAGGCCACAGUACCAGCAGGGUGAGGUCGCUGAGGUCGUUUUUGUUGGUGCCAACCCGAAGAAUUCAGUAGAAAACCUGACAGAUCACACCUUCCUGAAAGUAGAGAAAUAUGAGAACGCUUCGGCGGCGUGGUGGACGGUGCAGAAUGAUGCCUCAUGGGACACCAGGUUUUACUGGCAUAAAGGAUCCUCCGGUCAGAGCAAUGUAAGCAUCGAAUGGCACAUUGCGGGCACCACCCCGCCAGGGCUCUACAGGAUUCGCUACUUUGGGCAUAGCCGGAAGCAGAAUAUCCUGCAGCCGCCAGAUAUUAUUGCCUUCCAAGGGGCCUCGGCCUCUUUCUGGGUCGUGGGGCCCUAGUGAUGAGCUGACAGCCAAAAAUGGUUCUUUCCAGUCAUUUUCUUCCUCAUCUCUCACGUACCCGGCAGCGGAUGGGGAUGAGGCACCCCACUGGUGUCUGCAGCCGCCCUUUUACCCUGACACUGAAUGCUACCAGGGUGAGUGUGGAUCCACACACAUGGCCGUGUGGGUGCUUUGGCAGGGGGCUGGGAAAGAGGUGGCUUUAAUUGCUGUGAGAUGCCCUGGGAGAAGCCAUCCCCAUGUGACUUCAUUCCUGAUCCGCCGCCGCCGCCAUCUAGAACAGCCGGUCACGGCACAGCAAGACUGGUGUCUUGCCAAAGUGAUUAAAGACUUGUAAAUAGCAAUUAAA
Messenger RNA from Sarcophilus harrisii (Tasmanian devil), 2560 nucleotides. RefSeq names its product N-acylsphingosine amidohydrolase 2 (gene ASAH2). Gene Ontology annotation, biological process: ceramide catabolic process; long-chain fatty acid biosynthetic process; sphingosine biosynthetic process. Gene Ontology annotation, cellular component: extracellular region. The record is from RefSeq and is a predicted model, not a curated record. NCBI's taxonomy places the organism in Eukaryota, Metazoa, Chordata, Mammalia, Dasyuromorphia, Dasyuridae. Gene Ontology annotation, molecular function: N-acylsphingosine amidohydrolase activity. The transcript is spliced from 20 exons. Bases 1 to 2211 code for a protein of 736 amino acids.